This is a messenger RNA of Diaporthe amygdali, 600 nucleotides long. RefSeq lists its product as uncharacterized. The transcript has 2 exons. The coding region runs from base 1 to 600 and encodes 199 amino acids. The record is from RefSeq and is a predicted model, not a curated record. NCBI's taxonomy places the organism in Eukaryota, Fungi, Ascomycota, Sordariomycetes, Diaporthales, Diaporthaceae.
AUGUUCUCUCACGUCGGAGACAUCUCACGCUUUGGCUACCAUACCACACAGGAGACUCAGGCGGAGUUGACGCCAAUUUCUGCCCAGGAAGCCCAAUCAAUUCAGAACUUGAUUGGGAACAGUGACCAAGAUACCGAUGCUGCCUGCUUUGAACACCUCGAAGUCGGCAUCGAAAACUAUUUUGAGGUCCGAAGCCACAUCUUAGCUAUUCUCCUGGUCUGGGACGCUAUGAUUGACGAGAAAAACUGCUACGACACCCACGGUCCAGCAAAGAGGAGCUACGCCUUCAUGAAAGCAUCUCUCAUCACUAUGGAAACGAUCCCGGAGAGAGUGUGCAUCGGUUCUCUCGAUCCGAAACCUACCGCCUGCCACCUGCCGACUAUCCCCACGACGAUGAGUCUGAGUAAAGCCAGCUUUUCGAGUUUCCUCCAGCAAGAGGAACUAUUGAGGUCAAAGGACGUCGUCCGUGAUCCGCAGGAGCUCGGCCAGGCCAGUGUGCCUGUCGAACAGAUAGGACGGAAGCGGAAGCAUUUUGAGGCUUGUGAUGAUGAAGACGAAAGCGAUAAAACACCAGCGAGGGUUAAGAGGAGAUUCACGUAG